Molecule: messenger RNA, 1508 nt
Organism: Cynara cardunculus var. scolymus (artichoke)
Lineage: Eukaryota; Viridiplantae; Streptophyta; Magnoliopsida; Asterales; Asteraceae
Product: arogenate dehydratase/prephenate dehydratase 6, chloroplastic-like
Exons: 1
Coding region: 1-1296 (431 amino acids)
Biological process (GO): L-phenylalanine biosynthetic process
Cellular component (GO): chloroplast; cytoplasm
Molecular function (GO): arogenate dehydratase activity; prephenate dehydratase activity
Source: RefSeq, a predicted model, not a curated record
AUGCAUUGUGUUGCUCCUUCAUCUGGUGCUAUUGGUUUCAAGUCCAUAACCUUCCCAACCGUUUCCCAUCGCCUCGCUCAACCAACCAAUCUCACCGUUCAAUGUGUAGCAAGCCGUUUUGACGCCGCCGCUGCCAACCCAACUAAUCCUCCCCUGUCGGCGCCCACGCACACCACCACCAACUUCGCAUCUGGGGGGGUUGGUAAGAGCCGAACCGAUUGGCAGAGCUCAUGUGCUAUCUUAGCUAGCAAGGUCGAAUCGCAGCAGCAGAACACCGACAAGUCCAGCGGCACUGAUAAUAAUAUCACCCUUGUCAACGGACAUAGCAGUCUAGAUCUAGUUCCGAUUCAUAACUUGCCCAAGCCACUCACCAUCGCUGACUUAUCACCGGCGCCGAUGCACGGUUCGCAGCUGCGCGUUGCGUAUCAAGGUGUACCUGGUGCGUAUAGUGAGGCCGCCGCCGGUAAAGCUUAUCCGAAUUGUGAGGCCAUUCCUUGUGACCAAUUUGAGGUCGCAUUUCAAACGGUGGAGCUUUGGAUUGCAGAUCGUGCUGUUUUGCCGGUUGAAAAUUCGCUAGGCGGCAGCAUACAUCGGAAUUACGAUCUACUUCUUCGCCACCGUCUCCACAUCGUUGGAGAAGUCCAGCUCCCGGUUCACCACUGCCUCCUGGCCUUACCAGGCGUCCGAAAAGAAUACCUGAACCGCGUGAUAAGCCAUCCGCAAGCUCUGGCUCAGUGCGAGCUAACUCUCACCAAACUCGGCUUGAACGUCACUCGCGAGGCCGUCGACGAUACUGCCGGAGCAGCCGAAUUCGUUGCGGCAAACAACCUCCGCGACACAGCUGCAAUCGCAUCUGCACGCGCCGCGGAGCUGUACGGCAUGAACAUCCUGGCGGACGGAAUCCAGGACGAUUCAAGCAAUGUUACACGGUUCGUGAUGCUGGCUCGUGAGCCAAUCAUACCACGGAUCGACAUCCCGUUCAAAACAAGCAUCGUAUUCGCUCACGACAAAGGAACGUCGGUUCUGUUCAAAGUUCUAUCGGCGUUCGCAUUCCGCAACAUCAGCUUAACAAAAAUCGAAAGCCGGCCACAUCGCAACCGUCCGAUCAGGCUGGUUGGCGACGAGAACGUCGGAACCGCAAAACACUUCGAGUACCUGUUCUACGUUGAUUUCGAAGCUUCCAUGGCGGACGUUAGGGCACAAAACGCAUUGGCAGAGGUUCAAGAAUUCACAUCGUUCCUGAGGGUGUUGGGUAGCUAUCCCAUGGACAUGACCCCUUGGUCACCUUCUCAAUGAUCGAUUUAUGACGUCAUUAUUUUUAUUACUCUUGUGUUUAGUUAUGAUUUUUAAAUCUGUGUAUUUUCACUUGGGGUUUAAUGUGUACGUAAAUAUGGUGUGGACUCCAUAUCCAUUUGAAAGAGAGAAUUAGGGGUUCAUAAUCCCCAAACUUCUAAACAAAUUGUGUAUGUUUUUCUUAAUAUUUUUUAUCAAAUCAAUUUAUUACGUAA